AUGGCUGCAGCUGGGAAUGACCGCUCUUUCCAUGUUUGUUCCCCCUACGCACAGCAGAAGUACAGCAACAUCUCCUGUUUCUGGGAAACACAACCAUCAGGCUGCUUGAGGAUCAGUUGCGCCUUCCAUCAUAGCAAACCUCGCAGCAUAAAUGGACUUUUUUUGCCGCCGAGUAACAAUGCCCCAUUGCAACAAGGUGUCCAAGAAGGGAUUCCGCACCCAGCCCAUGGUCAAGAGUCACUCAGAAAUCAAAAGAAUAUUUUACGACCAAUUCACCCUCCACUGACUAUACACCUCAACGAUGAAGACGACGAUGAGGACGAUGAUGAAGAGGAGGAGAACGGUGCUCCUGACUGGGUGCCUCAGACUGCUGCAGACCUUGAAGAGGAAAGAGCAAUAAAGGAAAUAUGCUAUCAAUCUGGAGAGUAUUACGGGAUUCAGUACCCUCAGGAACACCAAUCAACAAAAACUGUGUCUUCACCUCGGGAAAACGAGCUACUACCCUGGGAAGCUACCGAGCGAGACUUGCAGGCAGGUGACGGUGAUACAGUUCCUACAACAUUUAAGAAUGCAAAAGGAGAAGGAGAGAGCUCAGGAACGACAGUACCAGCAGAGACCAUUCCCAGAACAGAUCGUGGAUCCUUUGAAAACGGAGCCGGCAGCUAA
Molecule: messenger RNA, 666 nt
Organism: Grus americana (Whooping crane)
Lineage: Eukaryota; Metazoa; Chordata; Aves; Gruiformes; Gruidae
Exons: 7
Coding region: 1-666 (221 amino acids)
Source: RefSeq, a predicted model, not a curated record